Drosophila novamexicana is the source of this 2898-nucleotide messenger RNA. It is a transcript of the gene p115, whose product is annotated as general vesicular transport factor p115. Lineage: Eukaryota; Metazoa; Arthropoda; Insecta; Diptera; Drosophilidae. The coding region runs from base 175 to 2721 and encodes 848 amino acids. Gene Ontology annotation, cellular component: Golgi membrane; Golgi stack; endoplasmic reticulum. Gene Ontology annotation, molecular function: protein binding. Gene Ontology annotation, biological process: vesicle fusion with Golgi apparatus; endoplasmic reticulum to Golgi vesicle-mediated transport; transcytosis. The transcript has a single exon. The record is from RefSeq and is a predicted model, not a curated record.
GCUUUCAAUAGUUAUUUAAUUGGUGGCUCGAAUAAUCGGGCAUAAUUUUCUCAACUUUGAGUGUGUUCACACUGGUGUGGUAAAUUGUUUUUAUAGAAAUUGACGUGUCAGAUAUAUGUUAGCUUAAAUAUAGCAUAACAUAUUGAACACGUCGUUUAGAUAAGCAGAAAGUGGAUGGAGUACUUGAAGAGUGGCAUCAAGACCGUGCUGGGCGGCACAGAGCCGGGCCAGCAGCCCAGCGCAGCCGAGACCGUUGAGAAGCUCGUCGAUCGAGUUUAUUCCUCAACACUGCUCGAGGAUCGCCGGGAUGCCUGCCGGGCAUUAAAAGCGCUCUCACGCAAAUAUCGGAUAGAAGUGGGCGCCCAGGGCAUGCCACCUCUAAUACAAGUGCUGCAAAACGAUGGCCAAGACGCUGAGAUAAUUGGCUACGCCCUCGACACGCUGUGCAACAUUGUGACCAGCGAGGAAUUCGACGAGGAAGCCGACAAUCCGGCGGUGUCCGUCAACGUGGGCGAACAGUUCACCGAGAUGUUCAUUAAGAGCCCGGAGCAUGUCACCCUGGUCAUGGGCUAUCUGGAUGAGUAUGAUUUUCGUGUUAGACGCGCGGCCAUACAACUAAUAACAUCUCUGAUUGCGAACAAGACGCGCGAACUGCAGGAUCUGGUGCUAGUUAGUCCGAUGGGCGUGUCCAAGCUAAUGGAUCUGCUCACAGACACUCGCGAGGUGAUCAGAAACGAUGUACUGCUGCUACUCAUUGAGCUGACCAAGGGCAAUUCCAAUAUACAAAAGAUUGUCGCAUUCGAGAACGCCUUCGAUCGUCUGUUUGAUAUUGUGCGCGAGGAGGGCUGCUCGGAUGGCGGCAUUGUUGUCGAGGAUUGUCUCAUUCUGCUGCUGAAUCUCCUUAAGAAUAACUCAAGCAAUCAGCAGUUCUUCAAGGAGGGCUCCUACAUACAACGUCUGGCCCCCAUGUUCAUCUUGAGCAGCACCAAUAGCAGCGACCUAGAUGAAAGCGGCUGGACUCCACAAAAGGUUUCCAAUUUUCAUUGCAUGCUGCAGGUGGUGCGUGCUCUGGUCACGCCCAGCAAUCAGCAGCAGGUGGUCAGCGCCUGUCAGCGUGUCAUGCAAAAGUCCCAGCUGCUGAAGGCGCUCUGCGACAUCCUAAUGGGCAGCGGUGUGCCCGCGGACAUCUUAACGGAGACCAUCAACGCCGUCGCUGAGGUGGUGCGUGGCGAUCGCGACAAUCAGGACGAGCUGGGCCGUUUGACGGCGCCCAGCCAGCCGCCACGUCCAGCAAUUGUGGUGCUCCUGAUGUCCAUGAUCAAUGAAAAGCAAAUACAAGCGCUGCGCUGUGCGGUGCUUUACUGUUUCCAGUGUUUCCUCUAUCGCAACGUGGACGGUCAGCGUGCAUUGGUGCAGACGCUGCUGCCUUUCAGUCCCACGGAUUUUAGUGUGCUGACCACGGGCCAGCUGCUCUGCACGGGUCUCUUUUCGACGGAUACGCUGGCCAAUUGGUUCUCGGCUGUGGCCAUGAUGCACGCGCUUGUCGAUAAUGUCGCCCAAAAGGAGGAGCUAUUGCGUGUCCUGCUAGCCACGCCAGGCGGACAGCGGCCCAUCACACUCCUAGAGCAAUGCACCAACCUCAUGCAGCAGGAGCGCUAUCGCUUGCAGAGCAAGGUGGGCCUGCUAAUGCUGCUCAGCGUUUGGCUGGCACAUUGUCCCAGCGCUGUUAAGGCCCUGCUCGAGACGCAGGGCACCAUGGCCUAUCUGACGGCCCAGCUGUGCGCCAAUGAGCAUGAUGAGCGCGAGUAUCUGGUGCAGGGCAUGUGCGCCUUUCUCAUGGGCCUCUGUAUACAGUUCAACGACAAUUCCCUGCCCAAUCAGCGGCGCGAGGACAUCAGUCAGCUGAUCAUCAAGCGCAUCGGCCAGGAGACAUUCUGCAACAAGCUGAGCGAAGUGUCGCGCCACGAGGCCUACAGUCGCGCCUGCAAGCAGGUCCAGAUACGCGCCAAGGGCGCCAGCGAACUGUUGCUGGACUACGAGUACUGCAAGCUGUACAAGGGUCUGGAGGCGUUGCUAGCGAAGCAAGUUAGCGGUUUCGAUGUGGAUGGCAUUGAGCUGACCGAGCUGACGCUCAGUUCGGAGGCGGCGGCCCUGGUCGCUCAAUAUAAGGGCAUUAUACGCGGCAUGGAUGCCCAGAUACAGACGCUGCAGCAGUCCAGCAAGGACCUGGAGCAGCAGAAUAGCAACUUGAAAGAGCAGCUCAGCCAGGAGCAGUCGCUCAAAUCACAGCUGGCCGAUCAGAAUACACUGCUCAAGGCACAGCUGGCGGCACAGUCACCAGCUUCAGAGCAGCCGGGACAAACGGCGGUGCCGGCAGUUGCUCAGCCCGCCCAGCCGGACAAGGAUGAGCUGCAUGCGGCACGCUAUCUAGCGAACAUGUACUUUGAGGAGAACAUACGGCUCACCAAGGAGCUGGAAACGCUGCGUCAGCAAUUGGCGGCAGAGAAACAGCGCGCCGAUGCGGCCAACGAGACGCUGCUGGCCACCCAAAAGGAUCAGGAGGAUUUGCUCGAGCUGCUGGCAGAUCAGGAGGCCAAACUGGCGCGCUAUGAGCCGCCGGCAACAACGGGCGAGGCACCGCCACCGCCUGAGCCGGCGCCUGCGCCUGCGUCCGCGCCCGCCGAAGACGACAGAUACUAUUCCUGUUCCGUCAAAAUAUGAACAUGGCGGAUAUGGAUUGUAUUAAGACGCAGCCAGCCAACUGCUCGAGAGGCUGUGCGGAAAGCUCGACUCAACGCCAACUGCCCCCUGCUCCUUAUACAUUCUGAUUGUUUUUACAUAUAUAUAUAUAUAAUUCAACAAUUUAUAUAGAUAUACCUACUGCAUAUAUGCAUAUAU